Molecule: messenger RNA, 3344 nt
Organism: Equus quagga
Lineage: Eukaryota; Metazoa; Chordata; Mammalia; Perissodactyla; Equidae
Gene: KLHL12
Product: kelch like family member 12
Exons: 12
Coding region: 191-1897 (568 amino acids)
Molecular function (GO): protein binding
Source: RefSeq, a predicted model, not a curated record
GCGGCGGGGACGGCUUGGUGACGGCUCCGGAGGCUGCGGGCCGGUGCGGCGGCGGCGGCGGCGGCGCUUGGGUUCCACCUGAGCCGCCUGCUGGCCCCCAGCCUGUCACCACGGGCGGGGCGCGGUCUGCGCGGGCGGGCCGGGAGCGCGGAAUCCAAGGACUCGUUUCAUUCCUUCUACAUAUUGCUUGAUGGGAGGCAUUAUGGCCCCCAAAGACAUAAUGACAAAUACUCAUGCUAAAUCCAUCCUCAAUUCGAUGAACUCCCUCAGGAAGAGCAAUACCCUCUGUGAUGUGACAUUAAGGGUAGAGCAGAAGGACUUCCCUGCCCAUCGGAUUGUGCUGGCUGCCUGUAGUGACUACUUCUGUGCCAUGUUCACCAGUGAGCUUUCAGAGAAGGGAAAACCUUAUGUUGAUAUCCAAGGUUUAACUGCUUCUACCAUGGAAAUCCUGUUGGACUUUGUGUACACAGAAACAGUACACGUGACGGUGGAGAAUGUACAAGAACUGCUCCCUGCAGCCUGUCUGCUUCAGUUGAAAGGUGUGAAGCAAGCCUGCUGUGAGUUCUUAGAAAGUCAGUUGGACCCUUCUAACUGCCUGGGUAUCAGGGAUUUUGCUGAAACUCACAAUUGUGUUGACCUGAUGCAAGCAGCUGAAGUUUUUAGCCAGAAGCAUUUUCCUGAAGUGGUACAGCAUGAAGAAUUCAUUCUUCUAAGUCAAGGAGAGGUGGAAAAGCUGAUCAAGUGUGAUGAAAUUCAGGUGGAUUCUGAAGAGCCAGUCUUUGAGGCUGUUAUCAACUGGGUGAAGCAUGCCAAGAAGGAGCGAGAAGAAUCCUUGCCUGAUCUGCUACAGUAUGUCCGGAUGCCCUUGCUGACCCCCAGGUACAUCACAGAUGUAAUAGAUGCUGAGCCUUUCAUCCGCUGUAGUUUACAGUGCAGGGACCUAGUUGAUGAAGCAAAGAAGUUUCACCUGAGGCCUGAACUGCGCAGUCAGAUGCAGGGACCCAGGACGAGGGCUCGUCUAGGAGCCAAUGAAGUGCUCCUGGUGGUUGGGGGCUUUGGAAGCCAGCAGUCUCCCAUCGAUGUGGUAGAGAAAUAUGACCCCAAGACUCAGGAGUGGAGCUUUUUGCCAAGCAUCACUCGUAAGAGACGUUAUGUGGCCUCAGUGUCCCUACAUGACCGGGUCUACGUAAUUGGUGGCUAUGAUGGCCGUUCCCGCCUCAGUUCAGUGGAGUGUCUAGACUACACAGCAGAUGAGGAUGGGGUCUGGUAUUCUGUAGCCCCGAUGAAUGUCCGACGAGGCCUUGCUGGAGCCACCACCCUAGGAGAUAUGAUCUAUGUCUCUGGAGGCUUUGAUGGAAGCAGGCGUCAUACCAGUAUGGAGCGAUAUGACCCAAACAUUGACCAGUGGAGCAUGCUGGGAGAUAUGCAGACAGCCCGGGAAGGCGCCGGACUAGUAGUGGCUAGCGGAGUGAUCUACUGUCUAGGAGGAUAUGAUGGCUUGAAUAUCUUAAAUUCAGUUGAGAAAUAUGAUCCCCAUACAGGACACUGGACCAAUGUUACACCGAUGGCCACCAAGCGCUCUGGUGCAGGAGUAGCCCUGCUGAAUGACCAUAUUUACGUGGUGGGGGGAUUUGACGGUACAGCCCACCUUUCUUCCGUUGAAGCAUACAACAUUCGCACCGAUUCCUGGACAACUGUCACUAGCAUGACCACUCCACGCUGCUAUGUAGGAGCCACAGUGCUGCGGGGAAGACUUUAUGCGAUUGCAGGAUAUGAUGGGAAUUCCCUGCUGAGUAGCAUCGAGUGCUAUGACCCUAUCAUCGACAGCUGGGAAGUAGUGACAUCCAUGGGAACCCAGCGCUGUGAUGCUGGCGUGUGUGUUCUCCGAGAGAAGUGACCGUUGUUGGAGCAUCAUCCAGAGCUAGUGACCAGUCCCAGGGACAGUUUACAGGAGAAUCAAGGAUCCUUUCCAGAAUGUCUCUUUCUCCUUGUGUGCACAGGGUGAUUACAAGCACCAGUGCAGUGAUGACUGUAGUUAUUUGACACACCGCCCCCUCGCGCUGGUAGUUUUGUCCAAGAGGAGGGUGGGUAACAGACACUCCAGGAAAGAGACUGCACACUGGAUGGAUGUGAGAGGCCAGAUCACCUCUCCUUCUGGUCUAGGGAGCACUUUCUUGUCAUCUCUAAAUUACCAUAUGCUUGGGAGAAUAUAUACUUAUAUAUAUAAAUAUAUGUUGUGCCUCAUGUGUUGCAGAGAAUGAAGGUGAGUUUGACCUAUUACAUGUGGGCAGUAUUCAGCCUAGAUGAUUGGGAGGAUACCAAGCUUGGUAAAACCCAAGUCUUUUGUUUUCCUUUUCCAGGGAUAAAUAUCUUGCCUAGUCUACCGGUAGCUAGGGGCAACACAGUUCCAUUCUGGAGGAAAACCAACAGAAAAGCCCUGUCAAACUUUGGGGGCCUAGGGAAAGAUCUGUCGGACACUCCCUUAGAGGAGACAGGGUUGCUUUAUCAGGAGUUUAGAGUGAGUGAGGAAAAUGAUUCGAUGGGAUGUGAGUGAACCUAGAACACCACUAAAAUAUAACCUGGAAGACUGAGAAGGGUGUAGUAUUCGAAGCAUCGUUUUAUGUCCCCAUGGUCUUUCUGAACUCAAGUGUCGUGCAUCUUGGCACUGGAGACUGUCUGAGGGAAUAACAGAGUGAACAAACGUUGGGAGGAGCGGAGAUUGAGUAAAUGUGGGAGUUCAGUGUGCCUGGGGACGAAUCGGAAGUUCUGUGACUUUACAUUGUCUUAAUCCCUGCCAGGGCUCAUCUGCCCAUGGGUAAGGUUUGCCUCGAGUGGGUGAGAGACUCUUUGUUGAAUCAAAUACGACUAUGCUAUUACACUUCCAAACUAUUUAUUUGGGAAUGGGUGGGGAUGGCAACAGCCAAGAAGUUCAGCUACCUGAUUACUGUCCCCUUCUUUUAAGGGCACAUUUAUGCUAAGGACGGGUUUUUACAGCUGUGUUUGGUACAUUUAGUCUUUUUCCUACUAUAAGGUUCCCUUCUCUGUCCUUAGAAUGGAUUUCAUCCAUCCCACGACAGAAAAAUCAAGGACAACCAGAAUUCUUUUGUUAGUUCCAGUACCUGCUAUCACCAUUUCUGAGCUACUGUUCAAGUCUCCCCUGUGUUAUGGAGUGAAAUUCUUGCUUUAUGGGUAUUGGGAGUGUGGGAAUAUGAUGCCUAAAUAAGAAUGCACUUUCCCUUUACUCUGAAAUUCCAUUUUUCCCCUUUCCCUGAGUUUUGUUGAUCUGAACAGUUCAUCUUUGUAUUUUUUUAAGAAAAUAUUAAAAAUCAACUGUCUCAAAUGCC